Messenger RNA from Fusarium odoratissimum NRRL 54006, 5000 nucleotides. RefSeq names its product cellular nucleic acid-binding protein. Gene Ontology annotation, cellular component: cytoplasm. The record is from RefSeq and is a predicted model, not a curated record. Gene Ontology annotation, biological process: positive regulation of cytoplasmic translation. The coding region runs from base 889 to 1560 and encodes 223 amino acids. Gene Ontology annotation, molecular function: single-stranded RNA binding; mRNA binding; zinc ion binding. NCBI's taxonomy places the organism in Eukaryota, Fungi, Ascomycota, Sordariomycetes, Hypocreales, Nectriaceae. The transcript is spliced from 3 exons.
CAAGCUCCCUCCGAGUCCAUAAAGGUAUGUUGAUGCUAAAAGCGUGGUUUUUUGCGCUGCGUUGCUGCAUUGCGGUUUUUGGUUUUGUGCUGCUGCUGUGUGUUGCUGCCCCUCCUUUGCGCGACAACAACGCCCAUAUUCGAGACGCCUCGCCUAUCACAAAUAUCGAAAUACUUUUGGCCCCCGUUCUCGAAUUUAUCGAAUACAUUAUCAAUAUCGACUUUUUAUUGCGAUUCGAAUCUCGUUCCUCGCUCUCAGAUCCGUUGAUGCAAGAAAUCCCUCGUUUGAAGCUUCGGCCUCACAACAACCCACUUCCAAAAGGCUUCCGUAUUUGGCCUCCGUGUACGACCCGAUAUUUCGGCGCAAGCUCCGGUCUUCAACGGUCCGCGUCCGAACUAUAUUGUUGUAUAUCUCCCGGUUCUCUCGAUAGCUCUGAUCUUGGUGUUGCCCCUCGGCAUACUCGAAGUGCGGGGUUGACGAUCUGGGAUUGUCAAAGCUUAUCAUAUGACAAUACCAACUGGACAAUCACAUUAUCCUAACCUUCAACAUCGGAACCGAGUUAAACAAGACCUAUGGUAGCCUCAACAACAUCUGCGCGACUACGAAGUUCAUGCCGACUUGGAAUGCCCCUCGUGAGGCCGUUGACCUUGGGUCUCAUACCUUGCAAGGACGUAUUCGACCUCAACCAAUGAACAUGCUAUCAUUUCAUAUUGGACCAAAGAUACGAUGGAACAUGCCGUUGCGAUGUACCCUGGAGUUGCGACGAAGUAUCCAUACUGGCGACUAGACGACAACAGAUAUACAGCAGCAGCAGCAGCACCACAAUGCACAACUGAACGUUGUGUUAAAUACUGUUACUAACUUAAUUGAUUUAGACCUAUCUUCAAAAUGUCUUCCCUCUCUCGACGUGCUUGCUACAAGUGUGGCAAUGUUGGCCACUACGCUGAGGUCUGCUCUUCUGCUGAGCGUCUCUGCUACAACUGCAAGCAGCCCGGCCACGAGUCCAACGGAUGCCCUCUUCCCCGAACCACUGAGGCCAAGCAGUGCUACCACUGCCAGGGUCUUGGUCACGUCCAGGCUGACUGCCCUACCCUCCGCCUGAGCGGCACUGGCACCAGCGGCCGCUGCUACAACUGUGGCCAGCCCGGUCACCUUGCUCGCGCCUGCCCCAACCCUGUUGGUCCUACUAUGGGCCGUGGUGCUCCCAUGGGUCGUGGUGGCUUCCCCGGUGGCUACGGCCGUGGUGGUUUCGCUGGUGGUCCUCGCCCUGCCACUUGCUACAAGUGUGGUGGUCCCAACCACUUUGCUCGUGAUUGCCAGGCUCAGGCCAUGAAGUGCUAUGCCUGCGGCAAGCUCGGUCACAUCUCUCGGGACUGCACUGCUCCUAACGGCGGUCCUCUCAACACUGCUGGCAAGACUUGCUACCAGUGCGGUGAGGCUGGACACAUCUCUCGUGACUGCCCUCAGAAGAACGCUCCCGGUGUUGGCGAGAUUCCUCAGGAGGUUGAUAUUGGCAGCGUUCCUGCUCCUCCCGUUGCUUCUAUCGCUCCCGUGGCCUAAACAAAUACUGGAGUUAGCUGUUGGUGUAUGCCCUUGGUGGCGUAUGUCCCAACAGCGGUCCAGAACGUCGGUCUGGGAUAGCCGACACCUUUGCUUUUUAACAGUUGUUCUUUUUGAUGCCGACACGUGAACAUAUCACUACAUCCUUACUCUCGAAUUAUUUCUUUGUUUUGGUUCUUGUUCUUUGAUCCGAAGCAUGCAUUUGCCAGCAUCUCUUGUCUGGCCUCGACUUGCAUGGCAUUUUCGGUCCGUCCGAAUUCAUCUUUGAACCUCUUUUUUAUCUUUCACUUGAGCAAUGCCACAUUGUUCCAGCGGUUGCACAUAGCCGAUACAGCAUUGUUGCUAUUACGACCCGCGAGGAAAUGCCGGUACUUGGCAAGGAAAGAUUUCUAGCAACGAAUUUCCUUUUUCCAGCAUUCACCUAGACUUGUUUGCAUAGAUCCUUGGUUACUAGGGGGUCUCUGAACGGUUUCUCCGUUAUCUGGCACCUUUCCUCAGAUACAACUUUGGAUCAUUCACCCAAGGACUACUACUACGAUUUGAACGACAGACGCUGUCACGUGGCUCUUAACGACUUUCGAAAAUUACGGCACCCUGCGAAGGAUAUACCCCGCGAGGCGAUGUGUUGGUUGUUGAGCUCGGAAAAGAAAAGCGCAGAGACUCAGGCUUUGACCAGUGAAGAUGUCCCCGCUAGGAUGCGGGUGAGAUUAAGCCUCGGGAGAGCUUGUGUUGUCGCCUGGCGGCAGAAAAGACCAGUGGAUGCGUGCGUGAGAGUGGUGGGCUGAAGGCCAGAUGAUUAAUGAUCAUAGGGGAUAGGAUGCUAUUUCUUGUGGGCAACGGACUUCUGAUUGCAAUGACGCAUGAGGGAUUCGUUCGAUGCGGAAGAUGGCAUCCUACAGAACGGCAAACAAACAGACAAGCAACACAGUUUGUGAGGAUAGAAGCUUUUUGAAGUACUGAGGCUUCCUUACUGAUGGCUGUUUGCUUGUGCUCAUUGUUUCGGCGUGGCUGAUGGAUGAGGAGGGGAGGCUGCAGUGGUGGUUAGUGACAGACGCGCAAGAUGCGGCGAGAAGAGUUGUAAAUGAUUUGAUACGCACCCAUAACCCCCAAUGAAGCGAAGUGGCAUCAGCAAAGCAGAAUGUGUGUGGCGAGAUGUGUUGAUGACUGAAGAUUGUAUUGUAUGAGCAUGAGCAUGAGCAUGAGCAUGAGUAUGACGACUGGCGUUAUGUUUAUCACGGCAAUGCCCUUGUAUUGGUACAUGGGACAAGAGCAUAAUGUCUCGGCGUUUGGGAUCAUUAUUUUGGACGGUUGGUACACGAGUAUGUAUAACUCAGUAACUAAUCCUGUCAGAGUCAGGCCUCGGCAGGUUGUUUUUGUUAGGUAUGGUAUAAGGUAUAUUGAUCUGACAACGAUCAGAGGUAUAGGCAUCAAAGGACAAAUUUAUCGAAGGCACGGAACAGCAACACUGGUAAGGCUAAUUUGAAGGGAAAUUGUCCUUCUAUUUAACAUUGCUCAAGAUUAUGAGCAUAUUUCAACUUAAUAGCAAAAAAGCGAUUGCAGUAUCACUGUAGUAUUGUUCAUCUAUUCCCAACGCUUGCAAUGAGUUGAUCAUAUGCAUUUACCAUGAAUUAUCCAAUUACUCCCUUACCCAACCCAUCUAAUUUACCCAUCAAUCAUCAUUUUCCUUGGUGUGAAGUCCUCCUCUAAUACUGGCAAAUACCACCAAUCUCAUCAUCCAUAGUCCACGACCCAGCAAGACCUUUAAUCUCCACAUCCUCCAUCAGACUAACAUCGUCCUGCAACGUCUUCCCCAAGAAGAAAUCAUUCCUCCCCUCCGUCUGCAUCUUCCUCUUCAUAAACCGCCUCGUCCACUCCUCAACCGCCGGCUCGCCCGUCUCAUCCCUCGCCUGCUUCAAGAACGGAAUGAGAGCCGUACCGCCCGUGCCCUUCUGGUUCUCCUUGUUCUUGCGCGAUGCGACUGCGAGGUUGAGCUUGUUGCGGGUCACUUCGGGACUGCGGGAGCGGCUGCGCGCGCGGACUUGUUUGGAGGGGUUGAUGAUGUAGCGUGUAACGAUGGCGAUGUGCUUGUCGCGGAAGGCGCUUAGCAUGGCGAGACAGGCGUCGUAGGCGAGGCAGAGUUGUUUGUCUGAGUGGUGAGAUUCGACGUAUUCGCGGAUGUUGGCGACGUUGGAUACGUCGUUGAGGAAGCGGGCGUGAGGACCGGGCAUGUAGCGUCUCAUCUCCAUGAUGAAGUUGUGUCGGUUCGCAGCACGGCCUCGAUCGGUGUCUGAAGAAGGAUCGCGAGACUCGCCUGUUGGACGAUGCUCGAUUCCAAGAAUUAUAUCGAAGAAUUGGAUCAGACUGCUCUGAGCGUUGCUGCCACCGCUGUAUUGUCGAUAUUCCUCAGUGCCGGUGCCAUCUUCGUAAAUAACGCCAUUGGGGAGGCCAGCCUCUGCCAUGUUCUUGCUUCCAGCAAGGAAAGGUCUAAUUCGGUGAUAAAAGAUAGUAGGAUCACAACUCUCGUGCAUCCUCUGAAGAAUAUUCGUCAAGUCUGUGAGACGCUCUGCGAAAGUGCGCAGACAGCGCGUAACAGCAGCACUGUCUCCAUGACGAGCAGCAGCAAUAGCCGUCAACAUCAAAGGAAUGAUCGGCGCACCACGAGCCUCAAUAGCCACUGAAACAAGGUAGAACCACGAUUCAUCAAGAGCUCCAGUAUAUGUGUUCAAAGUGGCGAGGUUCUCGAGAUUAUCGAUAUCCUCAUCAACAAAGAGGGGUUUAAAGUUCCAUAAACAAACAGCCGCAUACGUGGCAACAGGUGGUACUUCCAGAUGAUCAGAGAUCUCCAAUAAAGGAACAGAGAUAGAUGCUGGAAGCCUAUCUGAGGGUGAAUCACCACCCCAGAUAUAUCCAUGGGCCAUGAAGCCUAGUAGCGAAUAGGCACGUCGCCACUCAGCGUCAUGUUCAAGACCGAUUGUCGACAGGACUGGCAAUCUGUCGAUAACACCGCGUAGCCUACGGCUGAGAAUAAGAGCCUGGAGGUUUGCGGCGAUGGCUUCCCAUUUGUUGUAGUAUGGAUCCGGAAGACGGGUCAAGGGAAGAGUAUCCGGGAGGAAGCCAUGGGUUGGGGAGAUGCCGUACUCGGCUAGGACUGGAAUAGAGGGAAGCAUUUUAGAUGAAGAUUCCCUCUAGAAGUUGUUGAGAGUUGUGAAGAGGAGAAGCCACAGGCUGAAACAGAGAAUCAGCAGAUGCGAAAGAUCCGUGUUCCGGGAACCGGAGACGGAAUAGUGGGGCCGCUCCGGGAGGAUCAGAUCAGAGAAGAAGAUUUAACAACGUGCUUCGAAAACUCUGGGGUAGUUGAAGCCAAGGCCGGUAGUUGUGAAAUAAUGGAUAUGAUGGAGAAAUAAAGAAAGAACCAGCUUAAAAAAUUCCGGGGAUAGAGG